Bathycoccus prasinos is the source of this 3072-nucleotide messenger RNA. RefSeq names its product preprotein translocase subunit SecA. The transcript has a single exon. Gene Ontology annotation, molecular function: ABC-type protein transporter activity; ATP binding. NCBI's taxonomy places the organism in Eukaryota, Viridiplantae, Chlorophyta, Mamiellophyceae, Mamiellales, Bathycoccaceae. Gene Ontology annotation, cellular component: membrane. The record is from RefSeq and is a predicted model, not a curated record. Gene Ontology annotation, biological process: protein targeting; protein import. Bases 1 to 3072 code for a protein of 1023 amino acids.
AUGAGCGUCAGCGCGAGCACUGCUUCGAGCUUUCCGCGCGCCUCUUCUUCUUCUUCUGUUUUGAGAGGAGGAGGAAGAAAUCACGGAGGAAGUCUUUUAAGUGGUAGAAAGAUGACGAAUGAUUUGAGCGGAAGGAAGACGUCAUUCUUCCCCGAAGGACGACGAGGACGACGACGAGUUUCUUUUCUUAAAACGGAAGCGAUGUUCGAGAAGUUCACCUUGAAAAACCCGUUCCAAACGGACCCAGCGAUGAAGACGAAAGAGCGAUACCAACCGAUCGUUCAAAAAGUGAACCAAUUGGAACAAUCGAUUUCAUCGAUGACGGAUGAGGAAUUAAGAGGGCGAACGGAGAAGUUUCGCCAGAGACUCGCGAACGGGAAGGAGAGUUUGGACCAGCUCUUACCGGAAGCAUUCGCGACGGUCAGGGAAGCGUCGAAGAGAGUUUUAGGGUUGAGACCGUUCGACGUGCAAGUGAUUGGCGGGGUGAUUUUGCACGAAGGGCAAAUCGCGGAGAUGCGAACGGGGGAAGGGAAGACGCUCGUGUCGGCGUUGCCGGCGUACUUGAACGCGCUGAGCGGGAAAGGCGUGCACGUGGUCACCGUGAACGACUAUUUGGCGAAGAGAGAUAUGGAGUGGAUUGGCCAGAUUCACAAGUUUUUAGGUCUUUCCGUCGGGUUGAUUCAAGCGAACAUGAGCGAGCAAGAGAGGAGGAGCGGGUAUUCGAAGGACGUGACGUACGUGACGAACUCGGAGCUCGGGUUUGAUUACUUGAGAGAUAACUUGGCGCAAGUUCCAGAAGAUUUGGUGCUGAGAGAAUUUAACUUUUGCAUCAUCGACGAAGUGGAUUCCAUUUUGAUCGACGAGGCGAGAACGCCGCUGAUUAUUUCCGGGGUGGCGGAUAAGCCGUCGGAGAGGUACGUCCAAGCGGCGAAAAUCGCGGACGCGUUUCAAAAGAGCGUGCAUUACACCGUGGACGAGAAGCAAAAAAGCGUACAAUUGACCGAGGAAGGUUACGAAGCCGCGGAGGAUUUGUUGGACGUGGACGAUUUGUACGAUCCGAGAACACAGUGGGCGUUGUACAUCAUCAACGCGAUUAAAGCGAAAGAGUUGCAAUUGAAGGACGUGAACUACAUCGUACGAGGGCAAGAAAUUAUUAUCGUCGAUGAAUUCACCGGGAGAACGAUGCAAGGCAGACGAUGGUCGGACGGUUUGCAUCAAGCCGUUGAAGCCAAGGAAGGCGUGACGAUUCAAAAUGAAACCGUCACGAUUGCCUCGGUGACGUACCAGGCGUUUUUCCGAACCUUUCCGAAACUCGGCGGCAUGACCGGUACCGCGGAAACAGAAUUGACAGAAUUCGAUAAAAUUUACGAUUUGUCCGUUCAAGUCGUGCCAACGAACAGAUCGGUCUCGAGAGAAGACGCGACGGAUGUCGUAUUUCGAUCGGAAAGUGGGAAAUGGAACGCCGUGAGGAGAGAGAUCGCGAGAAUGCACAAGAAAGGACGACCGGUGCUUGUCGGCACGACGUCCGUGGAACGUUCCGAAGCGAUUGCUCGUUUGUUGGAUGAAGACGGCAUCGCGUACGAACUGCUGAACGCGAAACCAGAAAAUGUCGAACGUGAAUCUGAAAUUGUCGCUCAAUCCGGUCGUAAAGGCGCGGUAACCAUCGCGACGAACAUGGCGGGUCGCGGUACGGAUAUUUUGCUCGGCGGUAACGCCGAGUUCAUGGCGAGAUUACGCGUCCGCGAAGCUUUGUUGCCAAAAAUCGUAAAACCGGAAGACGGCGACCUCGCGUUUGAAAAGAAGGGCAAUUUAGGUAAAGCCAAGGAGAACAAAUGGAAAGUGAAAGACGGGUUAUAUCCGUGCGAUAUUUCCAGCGAAGCUUCGGCGGCUCUGGCGAACGCGGUUGAGAAAGCCAUCGCGAAUUGGGGCGAACGCUCCUUGGAAAUCUUGGAAGCCGAAGACCGAUUAUCCUUCGCGUGCGAAAAAGGUCCGACGGACGACGAGGCUUUCUUGGCCAUUCGCGACGCGUUUACGAAAAUCGAAGGUGAAUUUGAAACGUUUACGAAAAAGGAGAAAGAGGAAGUGUUGCAGCUCGGCGGUUUACACGUCGUCGGUACCGAACGUCACGAAUCCCGACGCGUUGAUAACCAGUUGCGCGGUCGUUCCGGUCGUCAAGGCGAUCCAGGCUCCACGAGGUACUUUCUAUCGCUCGAGGAUAAUUUGUUCCGCAUCUUUGGCGGCGAUAAGAUUCAAAACAUGAUGUCCAUGUUCCGCGUGGAAGACAUGCCGAUUGAGUCUGGCAUGCUCACCGCCUCCCUCGAUUCCGCGCAAACCAAAGUCGAGACGUACUUUUACGACAUCCGUAAACAACUCUUCGAUUACGAUCAAGUGUUGAACUCGCAAAGAGAAAAAGUAUAUUUUGAGAGAAGAAAAGCAUUGAAAUCGAGCGACGACAAGUUGAAAGAAGUCAUGCUCGAAUACAGCGAAAAAACUAUCGACGAUAUCGUCAAAGCGAACAUCGACACGUCCGUUCCAGUCGCCGAGUGGCCGUUGGACGGUUUGGCCAGCAAAUGCGCGCAAUAUUGCAAACUCAUGAACGAUUUGACCGAGGACGUUUUGCGUGCAGAGGCGAGCAAAGGCGGCGUCGAAGGCUUGCGGAACUAUUUGGUCAAGAGAGGCAAGGACGCCUACUUGCAAAAGAGAGGCGAAAUUGAAGCGUUACAACCUGGGUUGAUGACCGAGGCGGAAAGAUACUUCGUUUUGAGCCAAACCGAUAACUUGUGGAAAGAACACUUGCAAGCCAUCAAGUUUGUGCAACAAGCGGUCGGCUUAAGAGGCUACGCACAGAAAGAUCCGCUCAUCGAAUAUAAGUUGGAAGGUUACAACUUGUUCGUCGAGAUGAUGGCGCAAAUCCGAAGAAACGUGAUUUACUCCGUGUACCAAUUUGAACCGAAGAGAAAAGUUGAAGAAGGUCCGGAACAACAACAACAGGGACAAGGUGGCGACGACGGAUCUAUCGGCUCGAGGAAGAAGAAAGAUAAGGAGGAACAAGUUCCGCUCAUCACCGGCUAA